Molecule: messenger RNA, 4409 nt
Organism: Macadamia integrifolia
Lineage: Eukaryota; Viridiplantae; Streptophyta; Magnoliopsida; Proteales; Proteaceae
Exons: 15
Coding region: 1260-4310 (1016 amino acids)
Molecular function (GO): hydrolase activity
Source: RefSeq, a predicted model, not a curated record
UAUUCCAAGUUUCUUGUUCUUGAUCUUCUUUUUCUAUUUUUAUAUAUAUUUAUUCCCUUUUUUAUUUUUGGUAUUAAUUUCAUUCUGUGUUUAUCUUUGCUACAGUAUUCAAUAGGUUCUGUGUUGUCUCGUCUCGUCUCGUCUGCUUUCCAAAUCUAACACUUGUGUGUUUCUUGAUUCCCUUUUGGUUUUUGGGGUUCUAUUAUGGUUUGAAGACUUCACAAUGGAGGAACAGCCAAUGUCUCUUCUUGGGUUUCUCGUAUCUGCAAUCUGCAUUGCUUCUCUCCCUUUCUUUUAUCUGCCCCGCACUGUCAUUAUUGAAAUAAUAACCCUAGGGUUUACUAUUUUGUGUGGUUUUGCGAACAAGUAAAUUGGAAAAAAGAGGAAUGAAAUUUAUUUUUUUGACAAUGUUAUUCUGGUUCUGAUGUUAAGGUUUGCUCCUAGUGCUGGUUAUACUAGAUUCUAAGUUCAGUUUUUAGAUAGGGUUCAUGGUUUAUGGUGAUAAACGGGUUUUGUUGAAUUUCUUCUUCUUCUUCUCUGUUUUCUUAAUUGAUGCUAUUUGCUACAAAUUAUCGUUGACAGUGUUUGAUUAAUAACUUUGGGAACCAUCUGGAUAAACUUUAAUCCGAAUAAUUGGGUCCACAGUCCGACUUGAAUGUUUUUCAAGCCACCAAUAUUUUGAGACCCUCGGAAUCACUCAGCUGUCAACAGCUCAAUUAUCAGAGUUUUAUGAUGCCCUUUUCUUUUCUUAUUUUUUUCUUUUUAUUCGCAUUAUUUUAUAUGGGUUCACAUUCUAUAACCAUCUUAAGAAUCAGUAACUUAGUGGAUUUUUAAUUUAUGCCAUUCUGGAUAUUGGUAGUUUUAGGCUUUUACAAAGACACUGGAUGUUGUAGUUCUUACAUUUCUCUGGAUAUAAAUCCAUUGGCUGCAUUGUUCCAUCAUAGAUGUGUUUUAUUCCAAGAUUGACUUUUAUACUAGGGACUAUAUUUUUUAAGGCUUCUGAGAACUAUUUCCUUGCAGAUUAUUUACAUGAACUUAAUUUCAUUCCAUCAUAGGUAUGUUUUAUUCCAAGAUUGAUUUUUACACUAGGGACUAUAUUUUUAAGGCUUCUGAGAACUGUUUCCUUGCAGAUUCUUUACAUGAACUUAAUUUCAAGGAAUGGGAGAAAUUUCUAUGUUAGAUGUGGCUUCUGCCAAGUGGAAAUCCUUUGAAAGUGCUUGCAGUGAGUGAAGUAACAUAAAUUUCUUGGACAGAGAUCGAUGGGAUCCACAAAGCCAUCUGGUGGUCUACUAGAUUCCUUCAAGAUGGAUAGGGUCAGAACAAUACUGACCCCAGCAUAUCCAUAUCCCCAUGAGCAUUCACGCCAUGCCAUAAUUGCAGUAGUUGUGGGGUGUUUAUUCUUUAUUUCAUCAGAUAACAUGCAUACUCUCAUACUGAAAUUAGAUAACAAUGUUAAAUGGUGGUCGAUGUAUGCCUGCUUACUUGGAUUUUUCUAUUUCUUUUCAACUCCAUUCGUUGGGAAGACAAUUAAACCAAGCUAUUCAAACUUCAGUAGGUGGUAUGUUGUGUGGAUUCUAGUAGCUGCCUUGUAUCAUCUUCCCAGUUUUCAAUCAAUGGGAGUGGAUAUGAGGAUGAACCUGUCACUAUUUUUGACGAUAUACAUCUCAUCUAUUCUGUUUCUUCUUGUUUUCCAUAUUAUAUUCCUUGGCAUGUGGUAUAUUGGACUUGUUGCUCGUGUGGCCGGAAAGCGGCCAGAGAUCCUAGCCAUAUUUCAAAAUUGUGCUGUCAUUAGUAUAGCCUGCUGUGUAUUUUAUAGUCACUGUGGUAACCGUGCUAUUUUGAGGGAACGACCUUUUGAAAGGAGACAUUCUGGCUGGUUUUCCAUAUGGAAGAAAGAAGAAAGAAAUACAUUGCUGGCAAAAUUUCUGCGUAUGAAUGAGUUGAAAGAUCAGGUCUGCUCAUCCUGGUUUGCCCCGGUGGGAUCAGCCAGUGAUUACCCACUUCUGUCGAAGUGGGUUAUCUAUGGAGAGUUAGCUUGCAGCGGAUCAUGUCCAGCAACAUCAAAUGAAAUCUCUCCUAUUUAUUCAUUGUGGGCCACAUUUAUAGGUCUCUAUAUUGCCAAUUAUGUGGUGGAACGGUCUACUGGAUGGGCUCUUACUCACCCUUUGCCAGUUGAGGAAUAUGAGAAGCUGAAGAAACAGCAGAUGAAACCUGAUUUCUUGGAUAUGGUUCCCUGGUACUCAGGGACAUCUGCCGAUUUAUUUAAGACCGUCUUUGACCUCCUGGUAUCUGUAACAGUAUUCGUUGGUCGAUUUGAUAUGCGUAUGAUGCAGGCUGCGAUGAGUAAGGUUCAUGAUGGGGCUCAAAAAGAUGAUCUUUUAUUUGAUUUUAGUGAUAAGGAAGACCUGUGGUUUGACUUCAUGGCUGAUACUGGGGAUGGAGGAAACCCAGCAUAUGCUGUGUCCCGAUUACUUGCUCAGCCCUCCAUUCGUGUCAAUUUCAGCAAUUCGAUGCAAGCCCUACCACGUGCAGAUUUACUUCUUAUAGGCGGGGAUCUUGCGUACCCUAAUCCUUCAGCAUUUACAUAUGAGAAGCGGUUUUUUCGUCCUUUUGAAUAUGCAUUCCAGCCUCCACCUUGUUAUAAACCAGAGCAUAUUGCUGUGAACAAGCCUGAGGUACCUUGGGCAGAAUCUGAACCAAUUCAAUAUGGUGGACCACAGUGUUUUGUGAUUCCGGGAAAUCAUGACUGGUUUGAUGGGCUUCACACUUUUAUGAGGCACAUAUGCCAUAGAAGCUGGUUAGGUGGGUGGUUGCUGCCCCAAAAGAAAAGUUACUUUGCCCUGCAACUGCCUAAAGGAUGGUGGGUGUUUGGUCUCGAUCAAGCUCUCCAUGGUGACAUUGAUGUGUACCAAUUCAAGUUCUUCUCAGAAUUAACUAAAGACAAGGUUGGGGAGAAUGACUCUGUAAUCAUUAUAACGCACGAACCAAAUUGGCUACUUGAUUGGUACUGGAAUGAUGUGUCUGGGAAGAAUGUCUCUCAUUUAAUUCGUGAUUAUCUAAAGGGAAGGUGUAAGCUCCAAAUGGCUGGAGAUUUGCACCAUUACUUGCGUCAUUCUUCUGUUUCUUCAGAUAAACCAGUCUAUGUGCAACAUUUACUUGUUAAUGGUUGUGGUGGGGCUUUUUUACAUCCUACUCACGUUUUUAGUGGUUUCAAAAGGCUUUAUGGGACUUCAUACGAAACCAAGGCGGCUUAUCCAUCUAUUGAGGAUUCAAGCAGGAUUGCAUUAGGAAAUAUCUUGAAGUUCCGGAAGAAGAACUGGCAAUUUGACUUCAUUGGCGGCAUCAUCUACUUUAUACUGGCUUUUUCUAUGUUCCCACAGUGUCGGCUUGGCCACAUCUUACAGGAUGAUUCAUUUUCUGGUCACUUGAAGAGUUUCUUUAGCACAAUGUUGGAUGCUUUAAUGUACAUGGUGGAGCAUUCGUACGUGUCUUCAACUGGAACUCUGUUGUUACUAAUGGCAGCAUUUUGUUUCGUCCCUUCCAAAGUGUCACGGAAGAAGCGGGCAAUAAUUGGAAUGGUUCAUGUCUUUGCUCACAUGUCAGCAGCACUAAUUCUCAUGUUAUUACUGGAACUGGGAGUUGAGACAUGUAUCCGCCAUCAGCUGCUAGCUACUUCAGGAUAUCACACAUUAUAUGAAUGGUAUCGAUCGGUGGAGAGUGAGCACUUCCCAGACCCAACUGGCCUUCGAGCUCGUAUAGAACAGUGGACGUUUGGCCUUUACCCAGCAUGUAUAAAGUAUCUCAUGUCUGCAUUUGAUGUUCCAGAGGUUAUGGCCGUCACCAGGAAUAGCAUCUGCAAGAACGGGAUGGAAUCACUGUCACGUGGAGGUGCCAUCAUUUACUAUGCUUCCGUCUUCCUCUAUUUCUGGGUUUUCUCAACCCCUGUGGUAUCCUUGGUAUUUGGGAGUUACUUGUAUAUCUGCAUCAACUGGUUUCACAUACACUUUGAUGAAGCUUUUUCCUCACUCCGCAUUGCAAAUUACAAGGCAUUCACUCGCUUCCACAUUACCUGCACUGGGGACCUUGAAGUAUUCACCCUUGCAGUUGACAAGGUGCCAAAGGAAUGGAAACUGGAUCCAGAGUGGGACAAGGAAGUAAAACAGCAGCAACCGAGUCAUCUUAGGAAGUUCCCUAGCAAGUGGAGUGCUGCCGCCGCACAGCAAGAUCCAGUUGCUACAGUUCGGAUUGUUGACCAUUUUGUAAUUGAGAGAACUGAUUCUAGGAACCCCAACUCUAAAGCAUGCAAAUAAUGCUGUGGUUAUUCAGUGAUUUGGGCCUUGGGAUCUGUAAACAGCUUUGUAGCUUUCAACCAGAAGAAGAUAAAGAAAGGGAGAAAUUAAUUAGAAUAA